Prunus armeniaca (apricot) is the source of this 273-nucleotide messenger RNA. The record is from the annotation of a GenBank genome assembly. NCBI's taxonomy places the organism in Eukaryota, Viridiplantae, Streptophyta, Magnoliopsida, Rosales, Rosaceae.
AUGGGAAAAAGCGACAUCAAAUCCUCAGCCACUAAACCAAUUAUUGUUCAAACUGAAGGGUCUAGAUUCAAUGCAAGAAUCACCCUCAUCGUCACCGAAUCAAACUACAAUGUGUGGUCUUCAAUUAUUGAGAUGCACAUUGCAGAACGUGAAAAACUCUCAUACUUUUGCAACAAAGUCGAGCAGCAAGCAAAAUCAGAUGAAACGUAUGACAAAUCGUAUUCAGAAAAACCAAAGAGUCAUGGGAUGGUUGUUGAUGUCGAUAACUCCUGA